GACCUUUAAGUAAAGGAAAGUUUAUCACAGCGGCAUUGAUGCAACAAAUGGAAAAAACCUUUUUAGCUAUGAAUAGCAACGACGAAUCUGUGGAAGGGAAUUUAAACUUGCUUACACUGGAAACUCAAGAAGAGUCAGCGUCAACGGACACAGGUUUUAAAAAUAGCUUGGAUAGACUGACUGUUGAUACUUUGACGGUACUUUGUAGUGCCGAAGGUUUAUCGUGUUCUGGAUCCAAAAAGGAACUUGUCGAAAGGUUUGCUUCAAGAACGUCAAACAAGAUAAAGGGGAAAACCAGUGACCUCAGUGACAUUUUACAUCCAAACGAUGUGCAUGACAAUCAAGCUGAUGAAAGACCAAAGGGGGAAAGUCGUAAGAGGGGUUUUGGCUACUCAGAUCAGUUGGACGAAGUUUAUUACACGGGAACAAAUAAGGUUCUUCAAGAAUCAUUGGGUAACACUCUAGGUGGUGAUAUGAGUGACAGAAGACUGUCAGAAGAAAGAAAAUAUAUGUUACUAGAAAAAUCCUUGGAAAAAUCGUUGCAAGCAACA
Racocetra persica is the source of this 551-nucleotide messenger RNA. NCBI's taxonomy places the organism in Eukaryota, Fungi, Glomeromycota, Glomeromycetes, Diversisporales, Gigasporaceae. The record is from the annotation of a GenBank genome assembly.